Argiope bruennichi is the source of this 2772-nucleotide messenger RNA. RefSeq lists its product as uncharacterized. The record is from RefSeq and is a predicted model, not a curated record. Bases 89 to 2284 code for a protein of 731 amino acids. NCBI's taxonomy places the organism in Eukaryota, Metazoa, Arthropoda, Arachnida, Araneae, Araneidae. The transcript is spliced from 3 exons.
CUUUUGUUCUGGCUCGUUGUGGCAUAUAUAAAGGCCAGCCACAGCAUCAGUGGACAUUCAAACAUCUUCUGUGAUCUCUUCUGCGAACAUGGCAUCGCGGAAGAUUUUCGUGUGGUUCAUAGCAGUAGCUCUGUUGGCCGGUGAUAUUGCGGCGAAGAAAGCGAAAGCAAAAGAAGCCGAAAUCACCAAAGAAGAAAAGGAAGCCGUAAAAAUUAUCUCUGACUUGAUUGCCGAUGCAACCAACUAUGGCGGAGGAACUGCAGUAGCUGCAGGAGGAUACGGCGGAGGCGAUGCUGGAGGAUAUGGUGGCGGCGAUGCCGGCGGCGGAGGAUAUGGUGGUGGAAGUGAUGGAGGAUAUGGCGGAGGUGCUACCUCUGGCGGAUAUGGCGGAGGUGCUUCCUCUGGCGGAUACGGCGGAGGUGCUUCCUCUGGUGGAUAUGGUGGAGGUGCUUCUUCUGGAGGAUACGGAGGUGGUGCUUCUUCUGGUGGAUACGGAGGUGGAGCUUCAGCUGGUGGAUAUGGAGGCGGAGCUUCAUCUGGAGGACACGGAGGCGGUGCUUCCGCUGGAGGAUAUGGAGGUGGUUCUUCCGCUGGAGGAUACGGAGGUGGCGCUUCCGCUGGUGGAUAUGGCGGAGGUGCUUCAGCUGGCGGUUAUGGUGGGGCAGCCGGAGGAAGCGGUGGAUAUGGAGGAGGAAGCUCAGGAGGUUCUGGUGGAAAACAUGCUGUACUCUUGGCCGUACCUGUGACUUUUGCCUUAGCUGAUGGCGGAAAGGGAGCUUCCGGAGGAGGAUAUGGAGGUAGCUCGGGAGGUGGAGGAGGAUACGGCGGUAGCUCUGGCGGAGGAGGAGGAUAUGGAGGCAGCUCCGGCGGUGGUGGUGGAUACGGUGGUAGUUCCGGAGGUGGAGGUGGAUAUGGAGGCAGUUCAGGAGGUGGAUAUGGAGGUGGAAGUAGCGGAGGAUACGGAGGCAGUUCCGGAGGUGGAGGAUACGGAGGCGGAGCUGGAAAGAGUGCAAAGGGUGGCUCUGGAGGCGGAUACGGAGGUGGUAAAUCUGGUGGAGGAGGCGGAGGAUACGGCGGCGGUCAAGGAGGUGGAUAUGGUGGAGGACAAGGAGGCGGAUACGGCGGAGGCCAAGGAGGUGGACAUGGCGGAGGUCAAGGAGGUGGAUACGGUGGAGGACAAGGAGGUGGGCAAGGAGGUGGAUACGGAGGAGGACAAGGAGGAGGAUACGGUGGGGGACAAGGAGGUGGAAAGGCUAAAGGAGGUUCAGGAGGUGGAUACGGAGGUAGCUCUGGAGGAGGAGGAGGAUACGGAGGAAGCUCUGGCGGUGGAGGAUAUGGUGGAAGCUCUGGAGGUGGAGGAUAUGGUGGAAGCUCUGGAGGUGGAGGAUACGGAGGUGGAAAAUCUGCAGGUGGAGGAUACGGAGGAAGCUCAGGUGGAGGAGGAUACGGUGGUAGCUCCGGAGGUGGAGGCGGAUAUGGAGGAAGCUCUGGUGGUGGAGGUUAUGGAGGCAGCUCCGGUGGAGGAGGAUAUGGUGGAAGCUCUGGCGGAGGAGGUUAUGGAGGUGGAAAAGCUAAAGGAGGAUCAGGAGGUGGAUACGGAGGUAGCUCUGGUGGCGGUGGAUACGGAGGCAGUUCUGGAGGUGGUGGAUACGGAGGUAGCUCUGGAGGAGGUGGAAAAUCUGGAGGAGGAUACGGUGGUAGCUCCGGAGGUGGUGGAUAUGGUGGUAGCUCCGGAGGUGGCGGAUAUGGAGGCAGUUCAGGUGGAGGUGGAUACGGAGGUGGAAAAUCUGGAGGAGGUGGUGGAGGAUAUGGUGGAAGCUCAGGAGGUGGAGGAGGAUACGGUGGCAGUUCUGGCGGAGGAGGAUAUGGAGGAUCAAGCGGUGGUGGUGGCUUACAAGGAAUUACCCUUGUCGGAAUCAAAUUGAACACUGUUGCUCUCGGAGGAGCUUCUGGUGGUAAAUCUGGAGGAGGCGGAGCAGGAUAUGGUGGCGGAGCUAGUGGAGGAUAUGGAGGUUCUUCUGGCGGUGCAGGAUAUGGAGGCUCUUCAGGAGGAGGAGGAGGAUAUGGUGGCUCCUCCGGUGGUGGAGGAUACGGUGGUUCUUCUGGAGGAGGAGGUGGUUACGGUGGCUCCUCAGGAGGAGGAGGAGGAAGUUACGGAGGCUCUUCUGGCGGAGGCGGAGGAUACGGUGGCAAAUCCGGAGGAGGUAAAAGCGGAGGAUAUGGUGGAGGAAAGAGCGGCGGCGGAGGAGGAGGAGGAUAUGGAGGUGGAUCCACUGGAUAUUAAUUGAAAAAGUGCCAGGCCAAAAAAAGAUAAUUUAUAACUGCCAACUGUACAGACGUCCCACAAGUCAAACAAAAGAAAAAAAUGAAACCUGUUGGCUGAUAGAUGGGGUUGAUACACCAAGAAAAAUCCAUGUAAAUAGCGUCAGAAGCCGCCAGUGUCACCGAAGGCAAAAUUAUCUUUGAACUGAUCCAUAUUGGUUUGAAGGCGAAAGCAUGCGCUUCGUCGCCAAUAUUUCGUCCAAAGCUAAGAUUCGGAGAUCCCCUCAAAGGGGACUUUUUUUUAGAGGCAUUUUCACCUUCAACUUCUCUCGGCAAGAGCAAGAUGACCAGCAAAAGGCACUUUUUUAGUGCAAUACCAUGAACUGAACAUAGUUUAAAUUUUUCUUGACUAUUUUAGCCUUUUGUUGUGUUUGCUAAGCAUGAACAUACUGCGCAUUACAAACAUGUUGACUACGGGACAAUUGUAAUUAAACUGUUUAUUUGUGAUAA